Gymnodraco acuticeps is the source of this 1564-nucleotide messenger RNA. RefSeq lists its product as uncharacterized. The transcript has 8 exons. NCBI's taxonomy places the organism in Eukaryota, Metazoa, Chordata, Actinopteri, Perciformes, Bathydraconidae. The record is from RefSeq and is a predicted model, not a curated record. The coding region runs from base 827 to 1474 and encodes 215 amino acids.
UCCCUUAACACUAUAAUCGUUUUUUAUCCCCCAGAAAUAUGUGUAAUUCUGUGAAUGUAAAACCCACACACCUCAAACUUUCAAUAUUCCUGUGUUAUAUUCCAAAAUUAAUGUAAACGUUGGAAUAUUGUAGUUAAUCUCCUGUUAGCUGUUUGUUUAAAUGUAUCAGUCAUGUUGUUUGUUUGUUGAGGCGCACCAUUUAUUGAUUUGUUGUAAAAACGAAUCAGAACUGAACUUGAUCACAAUAAUAGAUACAAUUCAUACCAAUUUUGGGAGGGAGUAAGGCAUCACAUGUUUUUAUUUGUAGGAAGUUGUUAAAUGAUAGCAAAAACCCUGUUACCUAAGAUUUAUUGCUCUGUAUUAUAAAUUGGAUUUUUAUUAUCCCCUAGGAAUUGUAAAAUUACCUGUCCCACAUUUUGGUUUUGUCAUGUUUGUAUCAUGAUGUUUUUGACCUUAACAGUCAUAUUCACACUAUGUUACAGAUAUUUGAAGGUGGGCAGAAAAUACAGAGUGGCAAGUCACCAUUAAGUAACUGGCUGUUGACAACCUAUACAGGCCAUGUUUCACAUUGUUGAGUUUCUGGAAACCCAAGAGGUUGAAGUAGUUCCAGCACUGUGGGUUGCAGAUGAUAUCUGUCAGUGGCCAGCUCACUACAAGCACGACGACUUAAUUAAAGCCAUAAGAAAUGAGGAGCAGCCUGAACACAUCUGGGAUGCAUUUAGUGUCCGAAUUCUAUAUACAGCUGAAAACUACAAAACCGCUCGUCUAAAACUCCCUCAAGCGGAAACCCACACUGAUCUUCAAACAGCAGAGGAAGAAGAGGAGGAUGUCCUCCCAAAAAAAAAGCGUAAAAGGCUCUCUUCUGCAUAGACUUCUUACGAAUCAAGAGAUGAUGAUGGAUCAACUCAAAGUCAUUCAGAUGACCAUGCAGAAAAUUCCUGGCGAACCUGCUGGUGGGCCGGAUCCCCUUGGCAGAGAUAUACUGCCGCUAAACGAUGUAACCUCCCUGCUGGCUCUGGAGAAACGUGUGAGGGAAGAGGCAGACCUUCAAAACAAAAUGAUUACUGCAUUGAGUGUCAUUGGAGGACUGGACGUUAAGGAUUGCAUUUGGCGAGUGAUGAAACACUGUUUUACCAACUCCCUUGCCAAACAGCUCAACUGGCGUGGCAUCAAUGGGAAAACAGCAUUCCACAGACUGCAACUUAAAGAUGUCAUUACUGGGACUGUCAGAAACAACAGGCUCACAGCGACAGCAACAGACCAAGAGGUAGAAUCCUACAUAAAAAAAUGGCUUCACCUUGCGGGCGACCGAGAUGGAGGUAGAAGAGAGAGAGAGAGGAACGAAGACGAGCUGUCCAAGAAACCUGCCUUCAAGAUUCUCAUGGGCCCAGUCAAGGAGGUCGAUAAAUCCAUCGAUAAAAUGUCCAGGUUGUUCCCUUGCCAAGGUCGGCAAAAGUUUGUUAAUUUUGGUUGAGCAGGGUUAGGUUUAACCCUAUGGUUCUACAAGUAUUCUGUUCUAGUUCUGUUUUCACAAGAAAAUCAAUAAAAUAAAUCUGAAAUGUCA